CUUGACCUUUUCAAAUUGCUUCCCUCGACACGCGACACCAAAUUGUAGCCUCCAAUCGCGUCGUCGCCUUCCCGCGAUAUUGAAUUUCAUUUUUCAACAAGUUGAUCAGUCCCUCUCUUUAGACAAAAAUGUUCACCGCCGUCGGUAGGGCCGCUGCCCGCCGCAUCCAAGCACCAUCUGCCCACCCCGCCGCCGUCGCCCAAUUGCUCCUCCGCCAGGCCCCGGCAACCUCUGCGCUUCCCAUCCGGACCUUCUCCGCCUCUGCUCCCGCGCACCUGCCCGCCGCGAGCGACAAGAAGUCCAAGGCUACGGCCAAGAAGCCUGCGGCCAAGAAGCCCGCAGCCAAGACGACUGUUGAGAAACCCAAGGCCAAGCCCGUAAAGAAGAACCCUAUUGGGAGACCCAAGGGACCCGUCGACCCCGAGGAGGAGAAGAAGGCCGAGAUCCGUCAGCUCAAGAAAUGGGCUCUCAGGGACACACCCACCCAGCGGCCUAUCUCCAAAUGGUCCCAGUUCGUCAACGACAACAAGGAAGUGCUGAAGGGCGGCCUUGCUUCUGGAAUGCCUGGUCUCGCCACCAAGUUCCAAAGCCUCUCUGCUGCCGAGCUCGACAACCUUGAGACCAUUGCUAUAGCCAACCGUGAGAAGAACGCCGCCGACCUCAAGGCUUGGAUCAAGACCCACGAGCCGGCGCGUAUUCACAUCGCCAACCAGGCCCGUCGCCGUCUCAUCAAGCUCACGGACAAGCAUUACAAACUCCUUGAGGACGACCGCCUGCCCAAGAAGCCCCUGGGCUCCUACACCCUCUUCACCACCGAGAACUGGCACCGUCUCGGGGGUAAAGACGCUAUCGAUAGUAGCAAGGACAUGAGCGACGCCUGGAAGGCCCUGAGCCCUUCCGAGAAAGCCGGCUACACGGAGCGGAGCGCCGAAGCUUCGGCCAAGUACGAAGCUGAGAUGGAGUCCAUCCUGGCGCGCGCCGAUGAAAUCAAGGCCGAGGCGGAUCCCAAGAGCAAGAAAUAGACGGGAUUGUCACUCAAUUGAAGAAAGAGAGUGUGUACAAUGUCUUUUAUUUUGACCGAGGCUGCUACAAUAGGUAACGGAAAUGCAGGGAGGGCUCUGGGUUCACCGGAUAAAGGGAGAGGGAUAUCUAUUUUGCUCGCGCGACUGUAUGGAAUUAAGUGUACGGUGCUGAUGCUGGCUGGUUUUUACGCAGGAAGGUUCUGACACGCACGGUGAUGCUCAUGAUAACAUAAAAACACAAUGUCAAUAGUGUGGUUCAUUCAUUC
This is a messenger RNA of Fusarium vanettenii 77-13-4, 1288 nucleotides long. RefSeq lists its product as uncharacterized. Lineage: Eukaryota; Fungi; Ascomycota; Sordariomycetes; Hypocreales; Nectriaceae. Bases 129 to 1022 code for a protein of 297 amino acids. The record is from RefSeq and is a predicted model, not a curated record. The transcript has 2 exons.